Spirodela intermedia is the source of this 1893-nucleotide messenger RNA. The record is from the annotation of a GenBank genome assembly. NCBI's taxonomy places the organism in Eukaryota, Viridiplantae, Streptophyta, Magnoliopsida, Alismatales, Araceae.
AUGGAGACCGGCGUGGCGAGCUAUGCGAAAGGCGUGCUUCCCAGAGGGAUCUCGUCCCGGCGAGCCACCGCCCCCGGCCACGCCCUUCCCCUGCUCCGGUUGAAUGGCGCCCUGGUUAGUGGGGACUGAACUGAUAAUGAUCGGCUAACAUCUUUAUAUUAGGGAUUUGGAUUAGUAUCGUGGAGCCGAUUUCAGGCGGGAGUUGAUUGUUUCUCGCUGGUUGAUUGCCAUUGCAGUGCCUCAGGUCGAGCUCGCUGUUCGGGGAGUCGCUCAAGGUGUCGUCAUCUAUAUCCUCGUCGAGGGCCGUGAAGGCCGCUGGGGGAUCCUCCCCCGUCACGAGAUGCGAGCUCGGUGACAGCUUGGUGAGCCUUUUUCUGGAAAUCGUCUGGAGAGCCAGUGGUCUCGUAUGCGUGCGACGUUUUGACGAGUCCUUGGGAGGUCCUCAUGCGAUCUGGAAUUCUUCAGGAGGAGUUCUUGUCUAAGGCAACCCCUGACAAGGGCCUGAUCAGGCUGCUGGUGUGCAUGGGAGAGGCGCUGCGGACCAUCUCUUUCAAGGUGAGGACGGCGUCCUGCGGCGGCACUGCGUGUGUUAACACCUUCGGCGACGAGCAGCUCGCCGUCGAUCUCCUAGCGGACAAACUCCUCUUCGAGGUAGAACUCGACCUGAUGAUCGCCGCUCCUCCCUUCCCGCUCCUUGGUUCGGUCUCCUUCCUUGUUUACAUCUUGGCCUCAACCCGGACUGCAUUGCAGGCCCUGCGAUACUCUCAUUUCUGCAAUUACGCUUGCUCCGAGGAGGAGCCCGAGCUCCAGGACAUGGAAGGACCGGCAGAGGGUGGGUAUCCUUUUUGAAUUCACUCCACCCUUCCAUCUAAGCCGAACUGAGAUUCAUACCGAGGUUGAUGCACGCGAGGAUUUCACCAUGGCAGGCGGAUUCAGCGUGGCGUUCGAUCCGCUCGAUGGCUCCAGCAUCGUUGACACCAAUUUCACCGUCGGCACCAUCUUCGGCGUCUGGCCCGGCAAAGCGCUCACCGGCGUGACGGGGAGAGAUCAGGUCGCCGCUGCAAUGGGGAUCUACGGGCCCCGGACGACUUACAUCAUCGCCCUCAAGGACUGCCCCGGGACUCACGAAUUCCUUCUCUUGGACGACGGUCUCUCUCUCUCUAUCUCUCUAUCCCUGCAUGGUCUGUGGGCGAAAAUCGCAAGUCUUUCUUACGAUUUCCACUGCAGGGAAGUGGCAGCACGUCAAGGACACCACGUCGAUCGGUGAGGGGAAGAUGUUUUCCCCGGGGAAUCUCAGAGCAACCACCGACAACCCUGAGUACGCCAAGGUUUGUUCGAGGAUUCUCGAGAGCUUGGCGUCAUAGAUAGCCUGUGGAUCAAAUGACGGAGAAGAUGAGCUUGACGGGAUUUUCUGAUCUUGCAGCUGAUCGACUACUACGUCAGAGAGAAGUAUACCCUCCGCUACACCGGAGGAAUGGUUCCCGACGUCAACCAGGUACUCUGUCCCACCUACCAACAAGAUCAACCACACUGAACAUGGCGGAGAAUUGGAACUCUCAGAGACUUUCCCCCCUUACGAUUCUGUUUCUCUCUCUCGGGGACUACUCUCAGAUCAUAGUGAAGGAGAAGGGCAUCUUCACCAAUGUGACGUCCCCAACCGCCAAGGCAAAGCUGAGGCUGCUGUUCGAGGUGGCUCCGCUCGGGUUCCUGGUGGAGAAGGCGGGAGGCCACAGCAGCGACGGCAAGCAGUCGGUUCUGGACAAGGUGAUCACCACCCUCGACGAGCGGACCCAGGUCGCUUACGGCUCCAAGAACGAGAUCAUCCGCUUCGAGGAGACGAUGUACGGUUCCUCCAGGCUUAAGGCGGAGACCGCCGUCGGCGCCGCCGCGUGA